Plenodomus lingam JN3 is the source of this 2547-nucleotide messenger RNA. RefSeq lists its product as uncharacterized. Gene Ontology annotation, biological process: phospholipid catabolic process; intracellular signal transduction; phosphatidic acid biosynthetic process. Gene Ontology annotation, cellular component: intracellular membrane-bounded organelle. Gene Ontology annotation, molecular function: D-type glycerophospholipase activity. The record is from RefSeq and is a predicted model, not a curated record. Lineage: Eukaryota; Fungi; Ascomycota; Dothideomycetes; Pleosporales; Leptosphaeriaceae.
AUGUCUGAUGCGGGGAAACACCAGAAGGGCCUAAAAAAGCUCUUCCAUCCCUUCAAUCACAGAGCGUCGGAGAAGAUUCAGGACCUACAAGAUAAACUUGCGCACACCAAACUCAAGGAGGUGCAUAUCAAGGCUGUGCAUGCGAAACACAAAGUUGGCAAAUUCACCAACCUUUUCAACACCAAUCAUCGCCAUGAUGAGGAGCACGAAAAGGCCACGGACGCCAAGAGAGAGAAAAUUGCAGAGAACCAUCGGUUCAACAGCUUUGCGCCGGAGAGAGAGGGCAAUCUGGUGAAAUGGUAUGUCGAUGGCAGAGACUACUUCUGGGCUGUAGCCGAGGCUCUGGAGCAAGCGAAGGAAACCAUCUACAUUGCAGAUUGGUGGCUGAGCCCUGAGCUGUUCUUGAAGAGGCCACCCUUCUACAAUCAGAAAUGGCGACUGGACCAGAUCCUCAAGCGAAGAGCGCAGGCUGGUGUCAAAAUCUACGUUUCUGUUUACAAAGAGGUGUCUGCUGCUCUUACCUGCAACAGCCAGCAUACUAAGAAGGCCCUCAUGAACAUGUUCAAAGAGGGUGAGCCUGGAUACGGAAACAUCACAGUCAUGAGACAUCCUGACCACAACGUCUUUGAGAAUGCCUCAGAUAUGACUUUUUACUGGGCACAUCACGAGAAAUUCAUCGUGAUCGACUAUGCCAUGGCCUUCAUUGGCGGACUAGAUCUAUGCUACGGACGAUGGGACGAGAAGCAACAUCCCCUCUCUGAUGUGCACCCGUCUGGUAUUCAGAACCAGAUCUUCCCUGGCCAAGACUUUAAUAAUAACCGCAUUCUGGACUUUGAAGGCGUCGAUGACUGGAAGUCAAACAAGCUGAACAAGCUUGAGUACGGUCGCAUGCCAUGGCACGAUGUGUCAAUGGGCGUUAUCGGGCCUGCGGUUUACGACAUCGCAGAACACUUCGUCUUGCGCUGGAACUUUAUGAAACGAGAUAAAUACAAGCGCGAUGAACGCUACGACUGGCUCACUCUGGAAGGCCGAGAAGGUGCAGAUGAAGAUCUGAUUGGAGUACAAAGACCCAAAUUCCCUGUCGGUCAAUACGUACACCAUCCUCUUACUCAACUGAACACAAAGAACCUCGACAACCGUGGAACAGUCCAUGCCCAGCUUGUACGAAGCAGCGCAGACUGGAGUAUGGGUAUCGCACCACAUGAGCAAAGUAUACAAAAUGCGUAUUGUGAACUCAUACGCAAUGCGCAGCAUUACGUCUAUAUCGAGAACCAAUUUUUCAUCACGGCCACAGACAAGCACGACCAGAAUGCGGUUCACAACCAGAUAGGAGCUGCUAUGGUUGACGCAGUUGUCAAGGCUGACAAAGAGGGACGUCAUUUCAAGAUGAUCAUCAUCAUCCCAGCGAUCCCCGGUUUCGCUGGGGAUCUGCGAGAUAACGCAGCGGCCGGUACACGAGCGAUUAUGGACUACCAAUUCAAAAGUAUAUGCAGAGGAGAUGAAAGUAUAUACGGAAAAGUGAGGGCACAAGGUGUGGAUCCAGAGAAGUACAUCUUCUUUUUCAAUCUGCGCUCGUAUGAUCGUAUCAAUGUAACGCCCACGCUUAAGAAGCGCGAGCAGGAGUCAGGUAUGACGUACAUGGAUCUCGAAGAAGCUGAAAUUGCGGAACUCGAAGCUCCGCUUGAGGAAAGUGGUGAAGAGGCUCGACGGCACGCGAAGGAGUUGCGUCAGAAAUUCUUCAACCAGGAUGAAGAUGUUGGCUUGGGAGAUCAAGGCGGCAUCCUUGACCCUGAUUCUAUUGCUGAUGAUGCAAUGCUCAACGACAAGAAGCCGAGCACCGAAGAGUGGGAGGGCGACCCAGAAGACGAAAAGCAGUUCUUUUUCCAGGAAGAGUUGUACAUUCACGCGAAACUGUGCAUCGUUGAUGAGAAGUAUGUCAUCUGUGGCUCCUCAAAUAUCAACGACCGGUCGCAAUUAGGUUUCCACGACUCAGAGUUAUCGAUUGUUCUACACGACAAGGACGAGAUCGACAUCGAGCUGGAUGGAAAGCCUUAUAAAGCAGCACGACUUGCCCACGAACUCCGCUCCAAUCUCUGGCGCGAGCACCUUGGUCUUCUCCCCGCCCAGUCUCUCGACGGAUCUGAAGAUCCCAACGCCCAACCACCUGGCGAUAACUCGCCCAAUGACACACUUCCGGGUCCUGAAGCCGACUUCGUCUCCGACCCCCUCUCUCCAAAACUCUGGGACGAGUGGUGCAAACGCGCAACCGAAAACACUGAGGUCUUCCGCACGCUCUUCCACGCCGAUCCUGAUGACAGGAUUCGCACUUUUGCAGAUUAUGAUGCGUUCACGCCGAAUCCACAGGCAGACAAGGACCAUAAGCAGGGUCACCUAUACGACAUGGUACGGCCUGUCCGGGAGAUUCGGGCAGAAUUGGACAAGAUCAAGGGCCAUCUUGUGUGGAUGCAGUUGAAGUUUUUGGAGGAUGAGAACAUGGCGGAGAAGGGAUUAGCCGUCAACUCCUUCACCGAGAGUAUUUAUACUUGA